CCUCAUAAACAAGGCUCAUGUUACAUGUUGACAUAUUUUUUUGCCUGUUUUUACAAGUAGAUAUUACAAAGUUAUUACCAAAAAACUAUCCAUUGAAGAGCAAGAAAAUAAGGCUAAGAAAACGGCAACGGCCCAGCUACGUCGAAACACCAGUUCCCAGUUCAUCAUUGAUCACCGAAGUUAAGCGACCUUUUAAGAGAUGCCAUACCAUAAAUGUGCUGUUUUAAAUUGCAGAAGAUCAAAAAAAAGAUCAUUUUUUCGUUUGCCCAAACGGAAUAUGAAUUUAUUUGUCUUAUGGAUAAAUUCCACAGGGAAUCCGAAAUAUUUAAGAAUGGCCCCUGAAGAAAUAUAUAAAAAAGCUUUUAUUUGUGAAUGUCAUUUCACAAAAGAACAAUUGGAUGAUAUGAGAAGAAAUAUAAAACUAUGUGUCCCAUCACUUCACUUACCUGAUCCUUUGAAUUACAAUUUAACGGAAAUUACUAAUAAUCCAAAUAUAGACCUACUUGAAAAGACCAAUGAUUCCGUAACUUUGCCAUUCUCUCUAAUGGAACAUAAAUCAAAUUAUAUAGAUUCCACAUAUAAGUCUUCUCCAAAGAUUCAACGGAUAGAAACGAUGCCAGAACCAUCUGUUCAGCAUUAUAUAGAUUAUUUUACAGCAGAAGUUCAGGGUAAAGAACUAACAGGUCCAUCAAUAGACCACAAUGUUGAUGAUAACAUUUCUUCUAUAUCAGGAACCCUUCACACUGGUACUGACUCAUCACUGACAAUCUCAUCACAUGAAAAGGAACCUGCUGAAGAAAACACCAUUGAGUAUUUGGUAAUAUCUGAAUCAGAGAGUGAUACAAAUUGUGAAUUGAGCAAACCUUAUAUAAGUCCAGAUCUCAAUAAACGUAAGGAUAAAGCUCAAAAAGUUAUUCUUGAAACAUUAGCCUCAAUUUCAAGUAUGGAAGAAAUGGAAGUAGUGGAAAGUGUCCUUGGUCAACUUGGUCCUUCUUUAGCAGCUGUUAGGGAGAAAUUAUAUUUACUAUCAUUUUAAAGCAAACAAGCCUUUGUCACUGACAAAAAUAUUGUUCCUCAAAGGAGGUAAAUGGGAAAAAAUCCACCUACCUCAGCUGAUAUCAGCCAGACUACAAUAAUUUAAAAGACUUUUAACUAAAAAAAUAAACCUAAAAAUAAUCAUUAAACUAAUGUUGUAUAGGUUAAUUAAUAAUUUAUAUUUUUAUGCGUUGUUUAUAGGGUUUCUAAUGGCAAUUAAAGAUUUUAGUUUUAAUUCAAAUUUACUUUUCG
This is a messenger RNA of Sitophilus oryzae (rice weevil), 1287 nucleotides long. RefSeq lists its product as uncharacterized. Lineage: Eukaryota; Metazoa; Arthropoda; Insecta; Coleoptera; Curculionidae. The transcript is spliced from 5 exons. The record is from RefSeq and is a predicted model, not a curated record. The coding region runs from base 200 to 1036 and encodes 278 amino acids.